Molecule: messenger RNA, 7797 nt
Organism: Myiozetetes cayanensis
Lineage: Eukaryota; Metazoa; Chordata; Aves; Passeriformes; Tyrannidae
Gene: TGFBRAP1
Product: transforming growth factor beta receptor associated protein 1
Exons: 12
Coding region: 131-2719 (862 amino acids)
Biological process (GO): endosomal vesicle fusion; vesicle-mediated transport; autophagy
Cellular component (GO): cytoplasm; membrane
Source: RefSeq, a predicted model, not a curated record
GCGGCGCGUCCCCCCCGCCCGCCGGCGGAUCCCAGCGCGCCCCGAGGCGGCCCCGCCGCCCGCACCGCACCGCGAGGCCCCGGAGCGGCGGGCCCGGCUCCCGCCGAGCGCCGAUCACCCAGAAGACACAAUGAGCGUUAAAGCUUUCAAGCUCGUUUCUGCUGUUGAGCGGGAGAUGUUAAUGGGAGACAAAAAUUACAUCAACAUUGAGUGCAUUGAGUGCUGUGGGAAGAACCUCUACAUUGGAACCAAUGACUGCUUUAUCUAUCACUUUAUGUUGGAUGAAAAGGUAUCAACAGCUGGAAAAAUAACUUUUGCUGCUACCAAGCAACUGCAUAAAUAUCUGGGCUUGAAGAAGCCUGUGAGCGAGUUGAAAGCAGCCUCUGCCCUCACCAGACUUCUCGUGCUUUGUGACAACACGAUAACACUAGUUAACAUGAUAAACUUGGAACCCGUCCCCACCGGUGCCAGGAUCAAAGGAGCUGUGACGUUCACGUUGAACGAGAACCCCGUGAGCGGGGAUCCGUUCUGCGUGGAGGUCUGCAUCAUCUCAGUCAAGCGUCGGACCAUUCAGAUGUUCAUGGUGUUUGAAGACAGAGUCCAGAUAGUCAAGGAAGUGUUUACUCCAGAGCAACCCUGUGCUGUGGCCGUAGAUGGAUACUACUUAUGCCUUGCACUUACUACACAGUAUAUAAUUUUGAAUUAUAAUACCGGCGUCUCCCAGGAUCUGUUUCCUUAUUGCAGUGAUGAGAAACGACCAAUUGUGAAAAGGAUAGGCAGACAAGAGUUUCUCUUGGCUGGCCCUGGAGGACUAGGCAUGUUUGCAACCGUAGAUGGGAUCUCACAGCGUGCCCCAGUGCACUGGUCAGAGAAUGUGAUUGGGGCAGCUUUGUGCUUUCCUUAUGUGGUGGCUCUCGAUGAUGAAUUCAUUACGGUGCACAGCAUGCUGGAUCAACAGCAAAAGCAAACCCUGCCUUUUAAAGAAGGUCACAUUCUACAGGACUUUGAAGGAAAGGUAAUUGUUGCUACGAACAAGGGUGUGUAUAUCUUGGUGCCACUACCUUUGGAAAAACAGAUUCAAGAUCUUCUAGCUAGCCACAGAGUAGAAGAAGCCCUUGUUCUAGCAAAAGGAGCUCGAAGGAAUAUUCCAAAAGAGAAAUUUCAGGUAAUGUACAAACGAAUCCUGCAGCAAGCAGGUUUUAUACAGUUUGCACAGCUUCAGUUCCUUGAAGCAAAAGAACUCUUCAGAAGCGGCCAGCUUGACGUCCGGGAGCUGAUCUCUCUCUACCCCUUCCUGUUGCCUACUUCCUCUUCAUUUAUCCGGUCUCAUCCCCCUCUGCACGAGUACGCCGACCUAAACCAGCUGACCCAAGGGGACCAGGAGAAGAUGACAAAAUGCAAACGAUUCCUCAUGAGUUACUUGAAUGAAGUCCGCAGCACUGAGGUUGCAAAUGGCUACAAGGAGGAUAUCGACACAGCUUUACUCAAGCUAUAUGCAGAGGCAAAUCAUGAAAGCCUGCUGGACCUGCUGGUUUCAGAGAACUUUUGUCUUUUGACAGACAGUGCUGCCUGGUUGGAAAAACACAAAAAGUAUUUUGCACUUGGUCUCCUGUAUCAUUACAAUGGUCAGGAUGCUGCAGCACUUCAGUUAUGGGUGAAAAUAGUUGAUGGAGACAUUGAAGAUUCUACGCGUUCGGAUCUCUAUGAAUAUAUCGUAGACUUCCUGACAUUCUGCUCAGACCAAGACCUUGUGUGGAAGUAUUAUGAAUGGAUUUUACAAAAAAAUGAAGAGGUCGGCGUACAGAUUUUCACUAAAAGGCCUUUGGAAGAACAGGAGAAAAGCAUUAAUCCGGAUGAUAUCAUCAGUUGCCUUAACAAAUAUCCUAAAGCUCGUGUCAAAUAUCUAGAGCAUCUAGUACUGGAAAGAAAGAUAGAGAAAGAGAAGUACCAUACUCAUCUAGCUGUCUUGUACUUGGAGGCAAUAACCCAGCUAAAAUCUGAGACCACAGAUAAUUGUACAGAAACAACUGAACUGCUGCUUAAAUUACGUAGUUUGCUUCAGAAAUCUGAUCUUUAUAGAAUUCGCUUUAUUUUGGACAAAAUCCAGGGCACAGACCUUCAUAUGGAAAGUGCAAUUUUAUACGGGAAACUAGAAGAACAUGAGAAGGCUUUGCAUAUCCUUGUCCACGAGUUAAAGGACUUCCACGCUGCUGAAGAAUACUGCAUAUGGAACUCUGAGAACAGAGACGUGCAGUACAGACAGAGGCUUUUCCAUAUGCUGCUGUCAGUGUAUUUAACUCCAGGCACUUCGGAUUGUGCGCUAGUCAUGGCUGCUGUGGAUCUCUUGAAUAACCACGCUGCUGAAUUUGACGCGGGUCUAGUUUUGCAGGUGGUGCCUGACAGCUGGUCAGUGCAGCUCCUCUCCCCGUUCCUGGCCGGAGCAGUGAGACAAAGCAUCCACACAAAAAGAAUGACUCAGGUUGCACUUAGCUUAGCACAAGCUGAAAACUUAAUUUACAAGCAUGAGAAGGUUAAACAGAGAGGAACUCCAAUUCUUCUUUCAGACAAAAAGGUCUGUCAGGUGUGCCAAAAUCCUUUCUGUGAGCCUGUAUUUGUAAGAUACCCAAAUGGGAGUGUGGUCCACACGCACUGUGCUGCCAACAGACAUCUGAAUUCAAAUGUGACUCAUCACUCUUCCAGCUCCAACAAUCAAACUUGAACUGUGUUCCAGUCCCACAGGUUCCCAUGACUUCUACCCUACUGAAAGUGGGCUGGAGAGAAAGAAUGAAGUGCAGCUACUUUAAGUAUAAAUCAAGAUGGACAGCUAGUUUUUUGGGUUAAUGGGAAGACUUCCAGUAAAUAUGAAACAUUGCCACUUAUAUUUCUGAUUUCUAAUGAAUGUAGAUAGAAAAAAAAAAAAAUCACUACCAGACAUGGAGAGGUGCAAAUAUGGGCUCUUCUGUAUAUAGGAAUAAACAAUUAAAAAAAUGAGCCUUUUCUUCACAGUGAGGAAGAAUGUUAUGGAGUCAAGGCAAACAGUUAUUUUAAGAACUGUCACUUUGCACUGAAUAUGGUGUUCGUGAGUUUGUAGAGGUGGAGGUGGCAUCUAUUGAGUUGGAAUUCUUGAAAUGUGAUGGGACAAGAUUGGUGUGGUGCAGCUUGCCAUCAAGACAGAAACGUGUCGAUUAUAAUGUUUGCUGCAGCAUGUCUUCUUUUGGGCUGAAUUCUCUUCCCCAGGAUCACAUUAUGAAAUUUUUUUUUUUCUCUACAAAAUGUUGGGUCUUGAUGCACUUUUUAGUACCUCCCUCCCAUCCACCUGCUAUAUGGAAUUUAAAUGUAAGCACUGGUCUGUUAGGUUUCAGCUCCUGCAGUCACUGUAAUAAACUAAGUGGAAACUGCCAGCCUCAGUCACACAGGUGUGCUUGGAAGAAGAAAAGAAAAAGCAACAAAGAUUGUCUGGUCAGACUGUAGUCACUUUUAUAUGGGGGAAGAGACCUUAAGUUUAAUAUUGAUUUAUUUAUUAAUAUGCAAAUAUACUGUACAUACAGUUGAAUAAAUUGAUCUUAUCAUUCUAGAGUUUCUUUGGAGGAUUAAGAUGUAGCUGAUACAUAACUGUACAGAUUAUGUGAGAAGUGUUUGCUAUAACAUAACUUAGGCAGGUUGGAACACCAUGAGAACAGGUCCUAGUCCUUGUUGAUAACUUUAUGCAAUCAAAACCACAGAAAGAAGGUAUAAUUGGCAAGAAAUCUACAAAAGUGCACUACAGGGGUACUGGAUUUGUUAUAUUCUACUAAACAUUCUGUAAAUUAAGGUUUUUCAAAUAACAACACAAACCCCUUAUUUAAUUGCUCUGAUCUGUAUUCAUGUUUCUAUUUAACCAUUUUAAAUUGAUAAUUUAAAAGAAGCUGCUUCCCCCCAGAGAACUCAGAAAAAUGAAAACUUUAAAUAAAAGUUAAGUAUCUCAAAGUUUAAAGCAUUUCUUUUAAUUCUGUAAAACUCUAAUAAAUGCCAAGCUUACUGACCAGCAUGCACCUGAUCCCUGUUUCAGCAUUCCAAAUCAGUGGAGCCUUUCAGCAAAAUGGAGUAUGUGCAUGGUACUUUAUAGAAUCAUAGAAUAUACUGAGUUGGAAGGGAGCCAUCAGGAGCACUGAGUCCAGCUUGUGCCCUGUGCAGGACACCCCAAGGAUCACACCACGUGCCUGAGAGCCUUGUCUAGAUCCAGUCUGCUUUUACAGAAAGACUGGCUUAUGAAACUGCCUUCUAAGUGUAGCGCUGCCUCCAAGAAGGGGCAGCCAGACCUCAGCCAGGGGAAAAAGACUUCCAUCUCUUUCUUAUAGCAUCAUGCAAUGGUUUGGCAUGAAAGGAACCUUAAAGAUCACCUACUCUAAUCCCCCUGCCAGGGGCAGGGACACCUUCCACUUGGCCAGGUUGUUCAAAGUCUCAUUCAGCCUGGUCUUGAACACAUCCAGGGAUGCGGUGUUCACAACCUUUCUGAGCAACCUGGCCCAGUGUGUCAGUGCCCUCUGAAGAAUUUUUUCCUAAUUCCUGAUCUAAAGCUGCCCUCUGUCAGCUUAAGGCCGUCUGCCUUUGUCCUAUCACUACAUGGGUACAAAGUCCCUCUCUGGCUCCCUCAUGAGCUCCCUUCAGGUACUGGGAGGUGCUAUAAGGUCUUCCCAGAACCAUCUCUUUUCCAGGCUGAACAACCCCAGCUCUCAGCCAUAGGAGAGGUGCUCCAGCCCUCUGAUCAUCUGAGUGACCCUGCUCUGGCCUCAUUCCAACAGCCCAACAUCUUUCUUGUGUUGGGGGCCCCAGAGCUAGAUACAUCACUCGAGGUGGGGAGUACUUUGCUUUAAAGCAAAAGACCUUUGAAUCUUUCCUUUCUUUUGAAAUUAGGAACGUAUAACCAUUGUGUUGAAUUUCAUUAAUUUUUAAAAACCCAAGUAAGGAAUUUUGUAGUGCUUUCUAGUAAGAUAUGUAAGCCAUAUUUAGUGAGAGGCACUACAAAGAGGUCGGGUAUGGGUGUUUCUGACUCAAUUCAGGCUUGAGUGAUUCUGCUGUGGCUGGUAUGAGCAGACCAUCUUGUAUUCGUGGGUUUUGAACACUAUAUGUGCAACUGGCAGUGAUGACAUAGACAAAUUUGUAGUCCCCGGUCCUCAAAAUACUUGCUGGUAGAGAAGUGGUUUUUACAAAGACCCUGUAAGACUUGGGUGCAGUAGCCUGCAUAUUUCAUGAAAAAUACUUUCAUUUGCUGCCAGCAUCCUCAGUGUGCUCUUUGUUCAAUUUAAUAAGGAGUACUAAAACAAAGACCCUUCUCCAUGAUUUAGACUAAUUCUAGCUACCAGGUAGUGAUGAACUUAAUCUUGUCAACGGCUGUUGCAAUGGAAUAAAUAUCGUAUCAUUCCAGACCACAGGAAAGUUCUUAAUUGUUGUUGCAUGAAAAGGUAUGUCUGUAAAAGAUUAAACAAUCUUUUAUUAAUUUUUUUUUUUUGCAGAUGUGUGUUUUGGCUAAAAUGCGGCAGAAAUAGUAAUUGUCCGUACAGAACAAAUACAGAAAUCAGAAUAAUGCAGGGUAGCGUAUUUGCAAUUGUAGGUGUUCAAAAGUGUGAUUAAUAUUUAAAUUGGGGACAUCUAAUUCUUUUAGACCUCCCCCCCCACCCCCAAAAUGUGGACUCGAGAAGUAUUGACCCGUUUCUUUUCUAAAUUUUAUACUAGAGCUCCUUUGGAUGAAUUAGUAUGGAAAUCCCUAGGUAAUAAAAGGAAAAAGCAAAAAAAACAAUGUAAGGCUGAGGCAAAGCAAGAGCUCAGCAGGGAGAUGGCAAGAGGACAAUGCUGUUCCACUGUGUGUGCAGUUGGGAUAUUACGGGACCAGCGGAGACGUUGGCCUGUGUCAGAGUGGUGCUUGGUAUUCUGUACUUUGUCACCAGGAAAUCUGUGAAAGGUCUGCAUUAGAAUUUCCUUGGGUAGGACAACACCCCUUGGGUAAGAGAACUUUGUGCUGGGGAACGAGUUCAUUUCUCUUUUUAUUUUGGCACUGUCAGUUUGUUCAUUUUUGGCUUAUGUACGUGAAGUCCUGGGAUAGCAUUGCGUUAAGUUCUGGUGUGGCUGCAGCAGUGUGAAGGGAAUGACUGAUAAUCUAGUUGCUGACUGGAUAUGUGAAGAAGGAGAGCCAGGAAAGAAGAAUAUUUCUCUGACCAUCCUUCUGGUUUGGAUAUUAAAUGCCUUCUGGGAGUUUAAGCUUGAUGCAAUCUUUUUAUCUACCGUCAAGCAAUGUGGUGUCUUGGACCUGCCCUUGGAGAGAGGAGGUUCUGUCAGAAUAUUUCUUCUUAAUUUAGCUGUUGCUAAAUUGUUUGUAAUUCAUCUCUGUCCCUUUUUUCCAGUGAGUCUCCUCCACCUUUUAUGUGUGAAAACCAAAACAGAAGUGCAGAUAGGUUUGUUUUGGUUUUUUUUUAAUGUGACAGUGUGUCUGUGAUUCAGGACAUAGUAACUGAGAUUAGUUUCUCAUACAGAUGCCUCUGCAGAUAAAUGAGACAUGUUUGCUUAACAUGCAGCUUCUACUUAUUGAAAUGUGGCAGCUCUGACUUUUUUAGCUAUCCACUGUUACAGUUGAUGGCACAUCCAAAAAGCACUUGUUAAACCUUCUCCUGCCCUUUCAUAUCUACAUACUUCCUCACAUAAAAAUUACCUAUGAUAUGGAUAUGUCAUCAUAUGCAGUUUUUCCUUCUUUAAGCCAAAAAGAAGAAAAAUCCUAAGGAGAAAAAAUUGCUCAGAAUCUGGCACUCUGCUCAAAACAAGAGUCAUGCUCUACAUUCAUGAGAAAGAAUUCAAUUACAUCUUCAUUUCUUCUAUUUACAUGGUUAAGUUGUCACAUGGAGAUCAGUAUUCUUGUAAUAUUGUCAAAGUCUGGAGAAAAUAAGCAUUUGGGAUUUGUUACACAGAGCACACCACGGGUGCCUAUGAACUGCCUUCCUCAGACAGCCCAUGCUGUGGUGACUCAAGUGUGCUCAGGAGUCCAGGUUACAAAGAUAACUUCUCUCUUUGCUCCCAGUCUCCAGAAACUUUCCAGCCUUUAUUAUCUUUACUAGCACUUAAUCGACAUAGGUAUAAAUCUUGAGAGGUCUGGGGAACUCUUGAUCACAUUUGUCUUCAGUAAAAUGUCUUUUUUUUACAUCAACACGUGAAACCCUACUAACCUGAGCUGUGGAAAGGUGCUGGUAGGGAUGCAGUAUGUGUAUGUUUUCUGAAAACUUUAUUACAUGUUUAAACACACAAGCAUUAUCCUGACUAUGCUGAGUCUUUAUAACAACAUCUGUUCUUUGCAGGACUCCUGUCCUGAAUGACAUUGAAAAGUAUUUUGUUUUAUGCUGUUCUAUCAAGAAGUAAUUUUUUAUUUUAUAAUUCUUCCCUCUCUUCAGCAUGGCUCUAAGUGUUUUAUUAACAUCCCGCUGUUCAUAAUAGGCAGCAACUAAUACAUUUUCAUUGUGAGCUCUCUUCCUAUUGCCUACAUUUGCUAAUUAAUUUUUCUCUUACUGUACAACACUUUGGGGCUUAUGCCUUGUGAACACUGGUAAUUAAAUGUGCUGCUACUUUUUAGGGGAAAAGAAGAAAAGAAGUUAAUGACAUUCUGUAAUAUCUGAUUGAUUGCAAAACUGAAGUUCCCCUGCAGUAAAUUCGUUCAGAUGGAAAUCUGUACUGUUAAGGCUUUCGGACUUAGUGGUUAUUUGGUGAACAUAUACAGCGGUAUGUGAAAUGUAUAAAUGUAUAUAUAUGUUGAUUUUUAAUAAAAAAGUCUUUUAAUUA